Messenger RNA from Vitrella brassicaformis, 498 nucleotides. The record is from the annotation of a GenBank genome assembly. Lineage: Eukaryota; Vitrellaceae.
CAACUAAUUAGGCGAUUGUGUGCUCUCCAUCCAUCCACCAGAUCAUCAGAUGUCCAGCAGCAGCAUCACGGCCAGUGCACAUUCCACAAAGAAGAAAACGACGGGCCACUGGCCCGGCCACUCGAUGAGCGCCGCCACGAUGCGGCCGCCAGCCAUCCCCAGCAGCGACACGCACACGGCAAGGAGCACACCGCCAUUGACACCCGGGUAGAAGGGCGCGGCGAAAAGCAGCGCCCCGACAGCCACGCCAAAUCCACCGUACACGGCCCGCACUUCGUUCCUUGAGUCGGGGUGGACGGGCGAGAGCCUGAAGAAGCCAACCACAAAGUGCGGGCUGAUAAGAGCGGCAAGACCCAUCGUGAUGAAGAAGAUGGCAACGAUUGCGACUUGGAUGGACACCAAGCUGCUCUCUGCAGUCAUUUGGAUGGUGCUCUCACUUUCAGAUCUUCCACUCAGAUUGCAGAUCUUGAGCUCGCAGACGAACCGCUCCCGUGCCAU